This is a messenger RNA of Rattus norvegicus (Norway rat), 3661 nucleotides long. RefSeq names its product zDHHC palmitoyltransferase 6 (gene Zdhhc6). Gene Ontology annotation, molecular function: protein-cysteine S-palmitoyltransferase activity; acyltransferase activity; palmitoyltransferase activity. Gene Ontology annotation, cellular component: membrane. The record is from RefSeq and is a predicted model, not a curated record. NCBI's taxonomy places the organism in Eukaryota, Metazoa, Chordata, Mammalia, Rodentia, Muridae.
AUGAGCACGCUCUGCUCAGUAAUCAAGUUUGAAAAUCUUCAAGACUUAAGAAGACUGUGUCAUUGGGGUCCCAUAAUAGCCCUGGGUGUUAUAGCAAUAUGUUCCACAAUGGCCAUGAUUGACUCUGUCUUGUGGUAUUGGCCCUUACAUACAACUGGAGGAAGUGUGAAUUUCAUCAUGUUGAUAAAUUGGACUGUCAUGAUUCUUUAUAAUUACUUCAAUGCCAUGUUUGCUGGUCCUGGCUUCGUCCCCCGGGGCUGGAAACCGGAGAAUCCUCAGGAUAGCAUGUAUCUCCAGUAUUGUAAAGUCUGCCAAGCGUACAAGGCACCACGUUCACAUCAUUGCAGAAAGUGUAACAGAUGUGUAAUGAAGAUGGACCACCACUGUCCCUGGAUCAAUAACUGCUGUGGUCACCAGAACCAUGCGUCCUUCACACUCUUCCUGCUGCUGGCCCCUCUGGGCUGCACCCAUGCUGCUUUCAUCUUUGUGAUGACCAUGUACACACAGCUCUAUAACCGGCUCUCCUUCGGGUGGAACACAGUCAAGAUUGACAUGAGUGCAGCCAGGAGAGACCCUCCUCCAAUUGUUCCUUUUGGAUUGGCUGCGUUUGCUGCCACCUUGUUUGCCUUGGGAUUAGCUCUGGGAACAACCAUAGCUGUUGGGAUGUUGUUUUUCAUACAGAUAAAAAUUAUUCUCAGAAACAAAACUUCUAUUGAAUCAUGGAUCGAAGAGAAGGCUAAAGAUCGGAUCCAGUAUUACCAGCUGGAUGAAGUCUUCGUGUUCCCUUACGAUAUGGGAAGUAAAUGGAAGAACUUGAAGCAGGUGUUUACAUGGUCGGGAGUCCCUGAAGGAGAUGGACUUGAGUGGCCAAUACGAGAGGGCUGUCACCAGUACAGCCUAACAAUAGAGCAGUUGAAACAAAAAGCAGACAAGAGAGUCAGAAGUGUCCGCUAUAAGGUCGUAGAAGACUAUAAUGGUGCCUGUUGCCCUUUGAACCGAGGAGUCAGAACCUUCUUCACAAGCCCCUGCACUGAGGAGCCUCGGAUUCAGCUGCAGAAAGGGGAGCUCGUCUUAGCAACCCGAGGGUUACGAUACUGGUUGUAUGGAGACAAAAUUCUUGAUGAUUCCUUCAUAGAAGAACCCAGUGCUGCUGGCUCAGGCCCCACAAUGGGCACAGUUGAAGUCUGCAUGUGUCUUCCCAGUGCAGAUCAGCACUGACAUUGCUGUCUUUACAUCUGUUACUGAAGUGAAGACACUAACCAGGAAAUCCCACAUCAAAGGAAACUAAGGAGAAGUGAGCAGAGGGAAAGGGAGCAGCCAACAGAGGACACGUUUGUCCCAACAGACACACAGAACACAAAAAUGUAAAAACCUCAGACAACAACUGGAGGACACCUACCCAAGUUCACAGCUUCUCAAUCCCAGAAACCAAAGCUACAGAGAUAGCUAGGAUGGUGAGGAGUCCCACCUCCUAAAAGGAUCAUUGCCUAUGUAAAGACUGGAGAGCAGGUGAGGGCAGCAAGGAAACCAGUUCAGAGCCUAGAUGAGAAUGUUACUAGAGAGAAACAGUGGAAAGAAAGAAAGAAAGGUGUUAGCAAAACCCAGGCAGAACACGGUUAGGGACGAAUGGCUUGAGUGGUACACUCAAACAUAAAAACAAAACAGCCAGACAAACACUUCCAAAACCUCUGCAGUGCAUUCAAGAAACUAAGAAAACAGACUAAAAUUAGGAGACAGUCUAAUUUCACAGACAGUGUAGUCAAUGAAGUUAUGAAGUUUCACAAACUGAGAGAAAGAAAUGGACACCCAAACACAAGAUGCAUGGAGAGCCCUAAAUAGUCUUGGCCAGAGAAGAACUCAGUCAAGAUGUCGAAAGUGCAAAGUGAAGGGAAAGGCUCACAUAACGAUUCACUGAUGAAAUAUUCACAAUAACCACUAAGGAAAAAACCAGCCUAGAUAUCCACCAGCAGAUGAAUGUGUAGAGCACACACAGUGCACACACAGUGCGAGGCUCAGAUGACUACUACAAGCUUUCAUGUGUAAACGGUGGUUUGGGUAUGCUUAAACUAGAGAGGGUAAAAUAGUUUUUAAAUGAGAGGCGAUUGGAUACAGACAUGACAUGAAAACACACGUUAUUAGGAAGGACCAGUCACCAGUCGUAGGGAUUAGGGGGAAGAUGAGGACGGAAUGGAAGAACCGUUAUCAUGAGAAAACUCAUUACUCUGUAUCUGAUUUUUAAACUUAAUCAAAUAAAUUCUGAUAGAUGUUUUAGGCAGGAACCGUCUUUUGGUUAUCAGUGAACUACUAUGCAAAAGCCACCUGCUCACAGCCCAAGCUGCAGAUAGGGAGAGACUGGCUGGGAACGGCAGAAUUGGUCCAACUCCCCACCCCAACCCCUGUGUCAUACUCACAUUGCCUUUUAAAGCUAAGGUUGAAAUAUUAAACAUCAACCUCAACCUGGGAUGUUCUUUUUUUUUUUUUUUUUUUUUUUGGAGCUGGGGACCGAACUCAGGGCCUUGAGCUUGCCAGGCAAGUGCUCUACCACUGAGCUAAAUCCCCAAUCCCAACCUGGGAUGUUCUUAAAGAAAGAAAAUACUUGGGAUUAGUCAUAAAUCUACCCCAUAUGACAGCUUAAGUGUUUUGGUAUAGAAAUCUAUAGGCUAGGAGCAGAUGACUGUAAUCCCAGUAUUCAGGAGAUCAUAGGUUCAUAAGAGAACCUGAACUACAUAGCAAAACUCUUCCCAAAAAAAGUAAGAAAACAAGAAGACUUAAGAAGGAACUGCAGAGACUUUAGGAAGAAAUGCACUGUAAUGGUAGCCAGAGCCAUCGCCACAUACUAUGUAACCGCAGACCCAUUUAGGCACUGUCUAGACCACACUAGCACCCUCCUAGUUGAUGGGAUAGCAACUAGAUAGUUCCCAUUUCCUAGCUUGGUAGAAGCAUUUGGAAACCUUUCCCUGGCCUGUGUCUGAGAGCUACUGAGAGGACAGCAGGAAAUCUUAACAACUUUUCUUCACUUGAAGCAGUAGAACUUGCUCUUGGUGAUGUCACCUGGUCCUGCCGCCUGCUUCACUGUGGCAUCACUUUCUCCCUCAGGUACUUCAAGAAUAAGAGGGUGGUUUCCUAGAAACUGUGUAGAAAAGUGCCCCUGUGAUGGAGAGUCAGAUCCAGCCCCAGAGGGCGAGAAGAAGAACAGAUAGCCACGGUUAAAGUGAGAUCAUUACGUCUUCAUUACUUGAAAAUCCACACAUAGUACCUGAGAAUUAUGCAACAAGCCUACUAUGCCUAAGGUAUUUUCCUCAAAGAUGCCCUCGUGCCAUGACUUCAGAAAUUUUUAUUACCAUUUUGAAACAGAAGCCAUUCUGCAUAUGCCUUUGAAGUCCUGCCAUCUUCCCACUUCUUCCUACUAAAGGAAGGCCAUUCCAGCCAAGUAAGCCAGCUGCCCUUUCUGUCUGCUGCACCUGUGACUUCACCUGCAGGUCUGAUUCCCACCUGGACAGGAGCAUCUUGCAUGUGCUUAUUCUGUUUCUUCCUCAGUUGACAUUUCCUCCAUAAUCUAGAGACUGUAAAACCUGUCAGAUUCAGUGUAAACUCAAAUUUUGUUACUUUUAAUAAUGCAAAUUUUGUCAAAUUCAAUAAAGGUCAAUGGAUGUUCUGUAAA